AUGGUUCAAGAACCGCUUCUGCCUUCGCAGUCCCGGGCCUGCUCCCUACACCAGAAGCGAGAUACGCCUCUGAUCAGCCCCUGGAUAUCAACAUCUCAGCUCAUAGUUAUUCCCCAGUCUCCCAAGCUUAACAGAGAUAAACAACAUCCGGACCUCUUCCGGAAGCACUCUAUCUUCUCAUCCCCUUUCGGUCUGAUAGGGCUGACUUCUCAUCCCCGGCGCGUGAUAGGUGCGUGUGCACAAGAGAACCAAACAGCAGAAAACCCACCGGAUUCCCCGGAAAUGUCACAGUACUCUGUUCUGGCCAGGACGGUUGUCUUGACCAACUUCAUCAAUGCAACUACAAGCAUGGUUGAGCAGAGCACUCCCUCCACCGACAACGCCAACACCAGCAGCACUGGCAGCGAUUCAGCCCCUUCCAUCAGCCCUCCGCUCUCUGAUCAGGAACAAGACGACUCUGAUUCUUUGAUGCCUCCACCGAAAACUGUGGUUGGAAGAGCUCUUGGCAAUGAAUGCCUUUCGGGCGGUUCCCAAAACGCCUCGACCCACGCUGGUGUCGGGAGCGCUUUGACGGACACCCCGAUAUCUACCGCGCCGCCAUCGCCCCAGAUCAACCCGAGAUCUCACACCUCUGGCACCUCGACACCUGGAAAAACCCGUGCGACAACUCUCGACAUACCCGGUCUCACCAAAUCCAAGGUCUCUCCCGACGGCCGUAUCGCUCAGCGUGAUGUCGGCUCCAAACUCGUCAUCGUCAUGGUUGGCUUGCCCGCCAGAGGCAAGAGCUAUAUCACCAAGAAGAUGUCACGCUAUUUGAACUGGCUACAGCAUGACACAAGGAUUUUCAAUGUGGGAGCCCGUCGACGCGUCGCUGCUAGUGGUGAAGGCCCUGAUAAACACAGGGCCAAGGUCCCUGAACUGCACGAGCCCGAAAAGGAGCCGGAAGUGAAGCCAGACGACGAGACCGACAAGGAGCCUGAACAGGAGCCAGCUACCGUCGAGGAAGAGCUGAGGGAUUCCCUUCGCGACAUAGUCCCCGAAAGGAAGCCCUCAGAGAGCGAGGAGGUCCAGAAACAAGUUGACGCUACCCUUGCCGUCCCACCUGCCAGAAUCUUGGUUAAUGGCCGCCCUUUGGAAGAUCCUCGUCUUGAAAUGCACGCCGCUAGCCCAAUGACCGACGUUGGCUCUCGCACACCUGCUGACAAGAGCCCGAGUGCUUCGAGUUCGGAGAGUGCCACUCGCAAUGGCGAGACUCAGGAACAGGAAAAGCCUGACAACGAGGCACAUGAAGCCAUGGACCAAUCGGCACAAUUUUUCGACCCGGAAAAUCAGCGUGCGUUACAGCUCAGAGAAAGGGUUGCUUUGGAAACCUUGGAUGAGUUGUUAGACUACAUCCUAGAGCAGGGAGGCAGUGUUGGUAUCCUCGAUGCGACGAACAGCACUAUCAAGCGUCGCAAGGGCCAUCAUGGACCACAUCCGUGCACGAGCCGGUCCCGAUUUGAAACGUCUUGUUCGUUGAGAGCCAGUGUCUGGACCCAGAACUUGUUUAGACUCUCUGGUCCCGACUACAAGGGUAUGGAUCCUGCUGUCGCCCUGGCAGAUUUCAAGAAACGUGUGGUCUUGUACGAAAAGUCAUACGUCCCUCUCGGCGAAUAUGAAGAGGCGAAUGAUAUCCCGUUUGUCAAGACCAUUGAUGUUUGCCGAAAGGUAGUCGCAUUCGAGGUGAACGGCUUUCUGUCCUCUCAGGUUGUUUACUACCUCCUCAACUUCAAUUUGUCUCCUCGUCAGAUUUGGAUUUCUCGCACCGGUGAGAGUCUUGAUGAUGUCUCUGGCAGGAUUGGAGGUGACUCGCAACUGAGUGAACACGGAGUCCGUUAUGCUCGUGCCCUCGCAGCAUUCAUUGACUUUAGGCGCGGCAUGUGGGAGCUUGCCAGGAAGACCAAGGCAAAAUCAAGCCAUUUCCCACCCCGGCCUGGUGACAGCACGCCCCCCAACCCCCAGCGUUCUCUCUCAAUUGUCGAGAACGACCUCAACUUUUGCGUGUGGUCGUCGAUGAUGCAGCGCUCCAUCCAGACGGUGCAGUUCUUCAACGAAGACAAAUACGAUGUCAAAGAAAUGCGCAUGUUGAACGAACUAAAUGCCGGUAAGAUGGAAGGCAUGACGUACGAAGAGAUCCGUGAGAAAUACCCGGAAGAUUACGCCUCACGUCGUCGACAGAAGCUGCACUAUCGGUACCCAGGCGUUGGGGGAGAAGGAUAUCUCGAUGUCAUCAACCGUCUCCGUGCCGUCAUCAUCGAAGUCGAACGCAUGACCGAUCACGUUUUGCUCGUUGGCCACCGGUCUGUUGCAAGGGUCCUGCUGGCGUACUUCCUCGGACUCAAAAGGGAGAUUCUAACCGACUUGGAUGUGCCUCUUGGGACCAUCUAUGCUCUCGAACCAAAUGUGCUUAAGAGGUCUGAUGCAGCUACUAACAUCGCAUUACCCUUAAAGAAACCGUAUGGCGUUGAGUUUAAGGUCUUCCGAUACAACCCCGAGAAACAGUGGUUCGAUGAGGUUCCCAACUACGAACUGAAGCACGAGACCUACUACUAG
Messenger RNA from Uncinocarpus reesii 1704, 2592 nucleotides. RefSeq names its product 6-phosphofructo-2-kinase 1. Gene Ontology annotation, biological process: fructose 2,6-bisphosphate metabolic process; fructose metabolic process. Gene Ontology annotation, cellular component: cytosol. The record is from RefSeq and is a predicted model, not a curated record. NCBI's taxonomy places the organism in Eukaryota, Fungi, Ascomycota, Eurotiomycetes, Onygenales, Onygenaceae. Gene Ontology annotation, molecular function: 6-phosphofructo-2-kinase activity; ATP binding. The transcript is spliced from 6 exons. Bases 1 to 2592 code for a protein of 863 amino acids.